CGGAGCUGCGGGGCGGGAGACUGAGAAUCCCGACCGACCGGCUGGCAAAGCGCUGCAUGCAACCGGUGGGAAACCCGGCUGGCUGGGGCUGGGACUGGAGCUCGCACUGCUUCUCGGCAGGUCCCCGGCGGCGAGCGCGGACGGCCCGGAGGCGGCGGCUCUGAGCUGGCAGGCGGAGGGCUGUCUCCCGCGCCCGCCUGCCCGGCGCGGUCCGAGGAUGCGGGGGGGCGAUGCCCGGGGCCAGGGACGCGCUCUGUCACCAGGCGCUGCAGCUGCUGGCCGAGCUCUGUGCCCGUGGGGCUCUGGAGCACGACAGCUGCCAGGAUUUCAUCUACCACCUGCGGGACCGCUCCAGACCCCGGCUCCGCGACCAAGAUAUCUCCGUGAGCUUGCUGACCCUUGUGGUCACUGCCUGUGGUCUCGCUCUCUUUGGCGUUUCUCUCUUUGUGUCUUGGAAGCUCUGCUGGGUCCCGUGGCGAGAACGAGUUCUGCCCUCUGGUAGCAAAGACAACAAUCAAGAGCCUCUUAACUUCACAGACACAGAAACCAAUGAGCAGGAGAACAGUGAGGACUUCCUAGACCCUCCCACCCCCUGUCCUGACUCUUCCAUGAAGAUCAGCCACACUUCCCCUGACAUUCCACUCUCAACCCAGCCAGGAGUCCAGGAGAACUGUGCUCAUAGUGCCCGGGUUCAACGCCAAAUCACAGAGCCAACCUCAUCAGCUCGGCAUAAUUCAAUCCGAAGACAACUCAACCUGUCAAACCCAGACUUCAACAUCCAGCAGCUUCAAAAACAGGAACAGUUGACUGGAAUUGGUCGCAUUAAACCGGAGUUGUAUAAGCAGAGGUCAGUUGAUAAUGAGGAUGGGAGGAGGAGUAACAGCAAAGCCUGUGGGAAACUGAACUUCAUUUUAAAAUAUGACUGCGACUUAGAGCAGCUCAUUGUAAAGAUUCACAAAGCCGUCAAUUUGCCUGCCAAGGACUUCUCUGGGACAUCUGAUCCGUACGUCAAGAUCUAUUUGCUUCCUGAUCGGAAAACCAAACAUCAGACUAAAGUUCACAGAAAAACUCUGAACCCAGUGUUUGAUGAAGUGUUUUUAUUUCCGGUUCCCUACAAUGACCUUGCAGGACGCAAGCUUCACUUCUCUGUGUACGACUUUGAUAGGUUCUCUCGCCAUGACUUGAUCGGCCAGGUGGUGGUGGAUCACUUCUUGGACCUGGCCGACUUCCCCAGAGAGUGCAUCCUUUGGAAGGAUAUUGAGUAUGUCACCAAUGACAAUGUGGAUCUUGGAGAGUUGAUGUUUUCCCUGUGCUAUCUUCCAACUGCUGGCAGGCUGACCAUCACCAUUAUAAAAGCAAGGAAUUUAAAGGCAAUGGAUAUAACAGGAGCAUCAGAUCCCUACGUGAAAGUCUCACUGAUGUGUGAUGGCAGACGGCUGAAGAAGAGGAAAACAUCGACCAAGAGAAAUACACUGAAUCCUGUUUACAAUGAAGCCAUAGUCUUUGACGUCCCUCCCGAGAACAUUGACCAAAUCCACUUGUCCAUCGCAGUCAUGGACUAUGACCGUGUAGGUCACAAUGAGAUCAUCGGCGUAUGUCAAGUAGGCAACGAAGCUGAGAGGCUGGGCAGAGAUCACUGGAGUGAAAUGCUGUCAUAUCCUCGGAAGCCCAUCGCACACUGGCAUUCCUUGGUGGAGAAACGAUGACUAUGGGUAAGAAGACCACUUGUGCCAAGGACACAGUAGGACAACCAUCGUACAAAGACCUUAACUUUUCCCAACCAACAACACCCAGAUGACUACAGUGACCAAACCCUCAGCUGUAACCACAGCAGUAAUUGAUCAUUUUUCCAGAUUGGGUUUGGUGAACAUGAAUGAUCGAGCCCCCUUCUUUAGGUGGCCCAAGGUGGUGUUCUGCAAGGGGAAGCUAAACUCUCAUGCCCAAGAGCCUAGAUCAGACUAUAGAAGAAGCCAGCAGAUAGAGUGGGAGUACUGAGAGUGCCAAGAGUAAUUGGAUUCUUAGUGAUUGACUGAUAUAAGGCCCUUGUGGUGGGGACACAGCACCUGCUGUUGCAGCAGUUACUCUUGACAUCAUGUUUGUUACCUGCCAGAAUGCCCUGGAAAGACAGAAUAUUUAAAAACAUAUCCAGGUGCUAAGUAGGCAGCAGAUCUCAAUUCAUACUGGACUACCUUUGAGCUAAUGACUGUUUCCAGAAAAUCAUUUUAUCCUAAGAAGUGCUCUAACUUUGCAAGGAAUGACCCCAGGAGAGUAAUAAAACAACCAGGCUGUUCCCCUGGAAAGAAAAAAUCUAGGACACACUCACAGCAAAUUCACUGCCCACACCCACGUACAAGGUAGAAAACACUAGCUUAUCAUUGCCCUCUUUUCUCCUAAACCUAAAUUCUGAGGAGUCAGAGUCCCCAGCAGUUCUC
Elephantulus edwardii (Cape elephant shrew) is the source of this 2432-nucleotide messenger RNA. RefSeq names its product synaptotagmin IX (gene SYT9). Gene Ontology annotation, cellular component: membrane; dense core granule. Gene Ontology annotation, molecular function: SNARE binding; calcium-dependent phospholipid binding; phosphatidylserine binding. The record is from RefSeq and is a predicted model, not a curated record. The transcript has 7 exons. Gene Ontology annotation, biological process: regulation of dopamine secretion; cellular response to calcium ion; calcium-ion regulated exocytosis. Bases 231 to 1706 code for a protein of 491 amino acids. Lineage: Eukaryota; Metazoa; Chordata; Mammalia; Macroscelidea; Macroscelididae.